CCGCCGGCUCCCCGCAGGGCUGCCCCGGGGAGGACGGGCGGAGGGAGAGAGGGAGGCUGCCGCGGCGGGCGGGAAGUGAGCUCAGCGCACAGGAAAUCCCGCCCGCCUGGCCUGUGUUGUGCUGCCGAGGGGCAGAGAAAGGAGCCUAGCGACCGAGCGGGGCUGGCGCCGGAGACCACGGGCAAAGCCAUGUCUGACCAGGAAGCAAAACCUUCAGCUGAGGACUUGGGAGAUAAGAAAGAGGGAGAAUACAUUAAACUCAAAGUCAUUGGGCAGGACAGCAGUGAAAUUCACUUCAAGGUGAAAAUGACGACACAUCUCAAGAAACUCAAAGAAUCAUACUGUCAAAGACAGGGAGUUCCAAUGAAUUCACUCAGGUUCCUCUUCGAGGGUCAGAGAAUUACUGAUAAUCAUACCCCCAAAGAGCUGGGGAUGGAGGAGGAAGAUGUGAUUGAAGUUUAUCAGGAACAGACAGGGGGUCACUCUACAGUUUAGAUCCUUCUGUUUGUUUUUUCUUUCCCCUUAAUCCUUUUUUAUUUUUAAAUAAUAGUUCUUUUGUAAUGUGGCGUUCAACACUGAACUGAAACUGGCACCCCAACUCUGGGAACUUAUUUUCAAACAUCUGGUAUCUUGAAUUCUCGUGCUCAUUAUACACUAUAAUUUCUGUUUUCAUUGUGCUGAACUCUUGUGAUCCAGCUGCAGCUCUGCUCCUUUUCCCCCACCCCUUUAAAAUUACAUGUACACACAUGCAUUUGUAUGUUCGCUAGGAUCGUGCCUUUCAGGCACGAAGGUUGUAAGAUCUGCCAGGUGGGCAAGUGUUCCUAAUGACUUCCAAAUCAGCCCUGAAGUUUUGAUGUGUGACUGUUUCACUCCUGGACUAUAACUUUCAGUGGGAGAUGAAGUUUUUCAGAGAACUAAACAAUGGAGAAAUUGUGUGUCCAUAAUUGAGAGCUGUUUUCCUUAAAUUGUGCUGGGGACCUGGGAAAGAAGACUGUCCAGUUGGAAAUGAAAAAGAUCUGUACUUUCUUCCAGAGAUGACUUCACAGAAGACAUAAAAUUGAAAACCCUGUCUAUUCUUAAAUUUUGGCAGAAGAGCCCAGAAAAGUUCUUUCAUAUAGCAAUUAAUACACAAAUAUUCAUGCAAGAAUGUACACAGCAGACACUUGUAGUAUUCUGACAUUCUUGUUUGUACCUUUUGGCCUGGGACAUGGGUUUUGAAUGGACGUUGUCUGUACCAGCUUCAUUAAAAUAAACAAGAAAAACGAUUUUAUAAACAUUAACAA
Messenger RNA from Caretta caretta (loggerhead turtle), 1283 nucleotides. RefSeq names its product small ubiquitin like modifier 1 (gene SUMO1). The record is from RefSeq and is a predicted model, not a curated record. Lineage: Eukaryota; Metazoa; Chordata; Testudines; Cheloniidae. Gene Ontology annotation, molecular function: protein binding.